Messenger RNA from Zootoca vivipara (common lizard), 12048 nucleotides. The record is from RefSeq and is a predicted model, not a curated record. NCBI's taxonomy places the organism in Eukaryota, Metazoa, Chordata, Lepidosauria, Squamata, Lacertidae.
GGCCCUGCCCUCUCUCCAUUUUCCCUUUCAGAUCAUUGCUGGCUGGUGCCUUCUGUAAAGUUGCCAUCCCAGAGAACAGAAAGUACGUAUGUGAGAGUUCAGGUUGUGGCAGCGUGGCAAGAGGGUGGCUACUACCAAUCAUAGAAGCCGAAAGAGGAGACAAAAGACACAGAGAUCACUUUGACCCAAGCAUGGAGGCUGAGCUAGAGUUCCCAAAACAGCUGGAAGAGGAUUCACCCGACAAGAAUGCAGGCCAGGAUCAAACCCAAACAGAACCUGCUGAGCUCAGUAAGAAAGAUCCAAGCGAGUGCCCUCCCUUCCUAUGGGAGACCCUAAGCAAGCAGUUCAUGGAAUAUGGGGAGAUGGAUCCUGCAGAGCUACAAAGCCAACUUCUGACUUUCUUGCCCAUAUUUCUGAAGGCCUGGGAUCAGUCAGCUGGCAACAUCUGCUUUCCAAACACCCACCUUUUAGCAAGCGAGACUUCGAAGCUUCUGGCAAAAGAAAUCAAGAAGAAGCUGAAUGGGAAGCCUGCAGGAGAAGCCCAGCUGGCUGUGUGGCAAUUUCUGCAACGGAAGGAAGAAGAAGAGCCGGCUGAUGGUUAUGUGCUCCUGAGAUCUGUCUACUUACUUUCCCUUGAUCACAUGGAACGAGGAACCCGGUGGAAUAUAAUCAAAUCUGGGCUACCGGUCGCCCUGUUCCAGUGCCUAUAUUUCUUCUUUGCCUUUCCCCUGGAGGAAGCCGGUGGAAAGACUGGGAUGAGUCAAGCUGAACGUCAGGCACAGGAAAUGUUUGUGCAGACGAUGCUCAACAUUUAUGCAGAAGAGCAAGGGGUGGAGGAGCUUCUCACGGCUACUGACCUUCAGUCUCUAAUCAUAGCAACAGCCUCCUUCUGGGACCGAGGUAGCCCUUCCUGGAAAGGCCCCACAAGCCAUGUGCUCCGGACAAUUUCAAAGGCCCAGUCCAGAAACACAAUUUCAUACUUGCAAGCUAUGGAUUGCAUCAAAAUUUCCGUUCAGAAUUUGUCCAAGCUUGCUGACUCCCUGUCUCCUCGUGAUGUAUGUGAAGCAGUCAACAUCAUCCUGUGCUUUGUGAGGGAUUCAUACCUGAUCUCUCCUGCCUUGCUUUUGGAGUUUGAGAACAACGGGGGCUAUCAGCUCCUGCUGAAAGUGUUUCUCAGAUAUGAAGGGCUGCUGAGCAGCAAAGAAGAUGCCAGUGUUAAAGAAAUGCUGGAUUUCCUGGCACAACUGACUGUUUGCGGGAAAACAGAACUGAAGGUUUCAGGCAAUAUUACACCUCCCCAGCUGCCGCAAUUCAGUGCUAAACAGUCCCCUUCUCCAGGAAAUACAGUGAAAAACUUGAAAGCCUUCCAGGUCUUAGAGUCCCUUUUCCGGAAAUCCAGCAACGCAGAGCUUUGCCGGCACAUCUUACUGUCCCUGAAAGAUAUUUGGACCUGGAACCCCAUGAACUUCUUCCUCCUGGAGUGGUCUCUGCAGCCCAUUUCCCAGUUUGUGGGCAUCAUUCCUCGCAAGCCCACGCUGGUCCAGAGACAGUUCUUCCAGUUGGUGGAGUCCUUGGUGCUGGAUCUCUCGUACACCCCCCAUGAGAUCCUGAAGGAUAUUCAGGGAUUGAUCAAGGAGAGUCCCGAUCCGUUGUGCACUUCGCUUGCUCUGCGCUGCCUCCACAACAUCACACAGAGGGACCUGCUCUUCACAGAUAUCUUCAGAGACUCGGGGCUCUUGGGAAUGCUACUUGCGCAACUACGCAAAGAGGCGAAGAUAUUGAGAAAGAAAGGUGGAAACCAAUCAGCGUAUCAGGAUCAGGCGAUGGAAAGAGAGCUCACCAAUAGGACACUGAAGCUGGUGGCUGCUCUUACAGGAGGAUCUGUUAGGAACACAGUGGUUCUCAGAGACUACGGGAUGGUGCCAUAUAUCAAGAUUUUUAUAGACGAUGAAUUGUACCGAAAUGACACCCUGACUAUCCUGGAGCAUCUGUCAAUUAUCAACCCCGAGGAGUACAUGAGCAUCAUGGUUGGGGCCUUGUGCUCUUCUACCCAAGGGGAACUCAACUUCAAGCUGGAUCUACUUAAGUCUCUUCUGAGGACACUGGAUAAUCCCAAGGGCCGUUCAGCCUUCAGAACCAGCAGUGGUUUUAAUGGGCUGCUCUCUCUGCUGGCUGACAUGGAAGGCGCGUUGCAGGAUCCGCCCUCAAGCCUGUGGGCCCCGUUUGGUCCUAGCCACAUAAUGGAGCUCGUACUGCACAUACUCCAAGCGAUAGCGGCUGCUAUCUAUUCGGACGCUGUCAACGGCGAUUUUUUCCAAAAGAACGGGCUCUUUGACAAGAUGGCGGAGGAACUUGGCUCGCUAGGCUGCUUCUCAGAACAGAAGAGGGGACAGAUUCCAGUACAGCUCCGCGCAACACGGUUGUUUGCCGAGUUUUCGAAUGCAGCUGUUUCCUCACCCGAGUCCUUUCCUACCUGGCUUAAAAGCUGCGUAAUGAUACUCAAUUUCCUUGACAACAUGGCCAGGAGGAACCCCUUCGAACUCAAGAGCUACUUGGUGGACAUGAAGCCAGGUGUAGAUCAAGUCCCUCGAGAUGUGAAAGAAAAUAAACCAGAAGAAACUGAAGACAACUUGGAGCAUGUAGGUGAAAAUAGAGCACCUGCAGACCUACAGCCAGAAUUCAAAGACAGGUUAGAUGCUGAGGACUGGGCAAUUGUGUGUCCUGGGGCUCUUUGUGUCAUGGUGAAACUGAUUUGCAAGCUCUACAAUGAGGCUCACCCAGAACUAUCAUGGGAAAUCCAAUAUGCUGUGGCCAAUCACAUCCAGUCCUUGAUGAAGAUGGAGAAGAAUCGCCAAGUGGCGUGUGGGGCUGGCAUGCUGAACGCUCUUGUUGCCUCCUGCUUAGAGGUCCUGCACAAUGACAACAACCCCUUGCAUCUGCCUCUAAUCAGACUCUUUGAGAAACUUGCGUCCCAGUCAAUUGAGCCCAGUGUCUUAAGACAGUUUCUUUGCCUCAGGACAACAUGGCUGCCCGUAGCAUCGGGGCCCGGUGUAAGCCCACCCACAACUUCUCUCUGUCGCAGAAGUGGCUCCUGUCAUGCAUCUUGGAAUGAAGGUUCCGAAGUCACUAUAAUGAACGGUUCCCCAAAUCUUCAUCGGGCUUCCCUGGGCUCAGACGCAUCCUGGAUAUCCAACAGCUCCGCCGUAGCUCUCCAGGCAGCCAUGAGCCUGGUCUCCAUGACGACGCCACGCAGCCUGGAUUCCCAUCAUGCCUGCCUGGCACCUUCAUUUGUGGAAUUUGACAUGUCCCUGGAAGGAUACGGCUGUCUGUUUCUUCCAGCAUUGUCUACUGUUCUUGGCCCCAACGCUGAAUCCUCCAUCUUGGGAGGAACUGGAAAAGGCCCCAGGCCGUUCCCCCCGUUGGAUGGCCUGACUUUCUCCUCCUGGUUCCUGGUCAGCAAGUUGGGCUCUGUUCACAGUGGCCACCCACUCCGGUUCCUCACGCUGGUGCGUCACAUGGCGAGGACAGAAGAAGAAUUUGUCUGCUUUGCCGUGAGCUUUUCUCCCGUGGAUGGUUGCCUGACCAUCUCCACUGAGGAAGUGACAUUCCAGGCCCUAGACAUGAUGGAACCUGAAUUUGGAGACCUUGGGCGGUCCUCUGCCUUAUCUCAAGUCCAGUUCAGAUGCGCCAACCUGCUAGUGACCAGGCAGUGGCACCAUCUGGCGGUGACCGUGGCAAAAGAAACGAAACAGACCUGCACCACUUCAGCCUAUGUCAACGGGCAGAGAGUUGGCUCUGCGAAGAUGCACUACAUCCAGCCUCUCCCAGGGAGCUUUGUCUCCAUGGACCCAUCUUCCUUUAUCGAUGUCUACGGUUAUGUGGCUACCCCGCGGAUUUGGAAACAGAAGAGCUCCUUGACUUGGUGCCAGGGCCCGAUGCAUUUGUUUGAAGAAGCUCUCUCCGUGGGAACUCUGCAACGUAUUGCCAGCCUUGGUCCAAGAUACUGCAGCAACUUCCAAGCGGUGGGGUUUAAAGGCGCAAGCUCUUGUAGUAGUGUACUGACUGCAGCCUUGGUAGCACAGGAGAAGAUUUCAUUUGGAAUCAACGUCAUGAACUCAUCUUACACCACGAUCAAAAAUAUAAAAGACUUCUAUGGCGAGGUGGAUGGUCGCCUGAUCGCUAAAGAGCUGGAGCUCUCUUCCCGUGACAGCACAACGCCAGUUUUCAUGUCUCGAAAUACUGCAGGGAAACUUGCAGGUCCCUUAAGAACUAUUGGAUCAGUUGCUGUAGGCUUGUACGGGACCCGGGUGUUCCAGUCCUGCCCAGCAGCUGUCAGUCUGAACUACAUAGGAGGCCCUGCUAUUAUGCUGGGUCUCCUUGCCAUGGCCCACGAUGACCACACUGUGUACGCUGCUGUCAAAGUCUUGCACUCCGUUCUCUGCAGCAGUGCAAUGAGCGAAAAUCUAAUGAGACAGAUUGGUGGGUACCAGCUCCUGGCAUACCUGUUGAAAAGAAAGAUCCAUUUGUUAAACAGCAGAAUUCUGCAACUCGUCUUCGCCAUUGCGGGCAUUACUGAGAUCAGCCUGGAGGCCCCCACCAUCAAGAACUUGGAGGCAUUCCAGCAUAUUGUCUGCUGCUUUGAGCUUUGGUGCCGUGCCCCUGAAAAUAUGGAGAUUUCUCUCUUUGAACACCUAACAGAAAUCCUACAAACUUCAAGAAAAGGAAGCUGGAAUAUGAAACUUGCUCAUCGGGUGCAGAUGGUACCCAGGCUAUUUAUUCUCUUCAGUGACCCUGAGAUUACACGCCCUCGCAUCGGCAGGAUCUGUACAGUACUGUCCCAUUUGCUACGCAGCCAUUUCAGCAUCAAAGAUAUUGAUUGGGUUGGCUUGUUCUUGGUUUACACUUUAUACCCUUCCUCUGUGGAUGAAAGCCAUACCUGCCCGGACUCUGAAGAUGGCUUAGGACAAACAUCUGGAAAAAUGAUUUGGCUACGAAACCAGCUGCUGAGAAUGCUGCUAGAUAUGAUGCGUUCCGAUCAACUUUGUUUUUCCUCUGAGAUCCAGGAAGAGGUAUUCCAGACUCUGGGGCCUGACUGGUUCAUGAUGUUCACACAAAGUCACCUACACCCAAGCACAGUUGUGCUGGCUGUGAAGUUUCUACUUCAUUUUCUCCACAAUCGCACACUCCUGCAUAAAUUCAAAGAGGGGAUGAUGGCUGGCCUCUGGCUUGAGAACAGCUCGGCGGGGCUGAAUCUUUUGAUGGAUAAUUUAAAGAGCUGCCCCCAUACCCCUGAGUACAACCCAUACCUGCUGCCUGGAUUUGCAGAGCUCAAAACAUUCCUGAGCAAGUUCGUUCAUGUCCCUGAGAUCUACUUCCUUCUGUCAGGACUGUUUUUGGCCACCCCAGUGUUUGAGCCACCAGAUGAAACCAAGGCAGAUUUGGACUCAAUGUUACAAUGGUUGUUGUACAACCACUGUAAGGAUGCUGUGGCCAGAGUUGGGCUGUGCCCGGAAGGAGCGGUUCUGCUGCUCGAGAUGGUGAAGUCCAUAGUGAAACAGGCUCCAGCAGAUACAGAAGAUUCUUGGGAGAUCACUUACCCAGGGCACACUAUGCAGUUCAUCUACCUCGUAUAUCACAAAUACUCCGAGGAUCCCCUUUGGUACAACUCUGACUUCCUCCAAGCCUUGGCCCUGGUCAUCUUUCCCUCUGCAAUAUCUCAGGGCAGGAUUUCACCUUCCGACAGCCUGGUGACUGACUCUGACAGUAAGAAAAAUGAUGCCUUUUCCGCUUCCCUGCACCCUGCUAGGAAACAAGUGUGGGACUUCCUACGCCUCCUCCUGAUGGAAAAAAUGCUCGUUUUCUCUGCUGAGAGACAGUGGCACCCCUUGGAGUUACUUCUUGAGGCUUCAGAAGAGAACGCCACCGCUGAGCAGAAGAGGUGCUUCCAGACAGAGCUAUUACUGUCCAUCAUAGAUAUCUUCUACAUAAUUGGCCAAGAUGAUGGGGAGGCAUCAAACACACAAGGGAACGGUGAUGCCAAAAAUGUUUCGGAGUCGGCCGUGCCUUCAUUUCUCGUGAACAUUUCCUAUUUUACCCAGAAGCUGGUAGAGAAGCUUUAUGCAGGAAUGUUUGCCGCUGACCCUAGAAAAGUGAUUCUUUUCCUUGCAGAGCAAGUGAUCGUGGUCACAGAAAAGGGUUUUCUCCACAAGGAAGCCGUCCUAAGCAUUCUGUACAGCAGCUUGAACCGAGCCAUUCUAUUCUACCUAUCUACUUCCCUUCCCGAUCAGCAGAGGCUGCUCAGUGUCCUUCAGACUCUACAGCAGCAGUGGGACGUCAUCUUUGCAACGCACAACUCUAGCUUGGACUUCACCAUCUGCCUUCUGUAUUGCCUGUUGCAACUCAGGCCCAUGAGCGAUCCAGAAAACUACGAAGCAAAGCAGAGAGCAAUGUCUUAUUCCCGUAUUUUCCUGGAGGGGAGGAUGGAUGAUAACUCUGCUUUAAAGAAUGUUCAGCAAGACAUCUGGAAGGCAACCGAAGCCAUCUGGAUUCAACUUCUCUCUCAAAGGAGAAAGGAUUUGGAAGAUGCCUACAAGAUGUCUCUCUCCACAGAGACAGCAGACAGUGCUGAGCAAGUGAAGAUGACCGACAUGAGUCCUUUCUGGGAAGAAAUCAUGAGAAAGGCUUGGAGGCAUUACCUAGCGUCAGAGAAGAAAUUUCCCCAGAGCAAGGUUCCAGCUCAGCCUUCAGACAAGCCGCGUUCUUGGAGCGGAAGCUUGUCUUCAGCGGUGAAACUGACCCCCAGCCAGAACCUUAAGCAGACGGGAUACAAAAUGCAGGACUUUGCAUCGCGUUUGGAAGAAUACAGGAGAAGUGGUCAAGAACUGUAUGCGCUUUUGUGCAAGGACCAUGCUGAGAGGUUAAUGUGUGGGUACAACAAAUCUGCAAAAGCCUGGGCAGACCUUGAGGAGCAGCUGUUUCGGAGAGGAGGACCUUGGGCGUCUGCCUUAGCCCCUUCUACUUCAAGGUGGAUUCUGGAUGGAUACGAAGGCCCUUCCCGGAUGAGGAAGAGGGUUUGGCUCAGAGUCACCUAUCAUACAGCUGUGUCAACAAGGAACAAGUUGCAUAAUUCCUCUGCUCGGGCUCAUCAGCCGCAGGACAGAACAUUUGCUGUAACCCCGGAUGAAAGCCCAGGAGAGCCAAGGCUGAAUGGAAGAGAAGGAGAGAUGGAUUGUGGGCAGUUGACAUUCUUCCCUGCCCUGCAUGAAAGUUUCCAGUCGGAAGAAUUUUUGGAAAUGUGCACAGAGCGGAAAAUCAUCCUGCAAGAGUUUGUACAGGAUGAAAAGAUUACAUGCAGGCAAUCGGUGGUGGUCGUUCAGGGACACAUUGUGUUGGAAGGAGCGCUUCUCUUUGGCCAAGAACAUUUCUACAUCUGCAAGAAUUUCACUGUGUCCCCGCUGGGGGAAGUUUACUGUACAAAGCACUGCAUAACCAGCAUCGGCGAUACAUUCAUUCAUAGCUUGUGCGACAAAGACCAGGCCACGGGGCAGGCUACAUGUUCCUGCCAUUCCUACAGUGACAUUAAAGAGAUCCAUCCAAUGUGCUUUCUUCUACAGGAGAUUGCCUUGGAAAUCUUCUUCCGAAGUGGCUACUCCAUAUUCCUUGUGUUCCACAACAGUGACAGGACGAAAACCCUGAAAAGAUUUUAUUCAAAGAAGCCCAAUCUAAAAUCGAAAGGCAUCACGGAAGCAUCAAUUAAUAUAAGGAGAAGUGCUGGAAGGGAGAAGACGAUGCUCUUGAAGUGGCAGAGGAGAGAGAUCAGCAACUUUGAUUACCUCAUGUACCUGAACACUCUGGCCGGGCGCACCUACAGCGACCUCAUGCAGUACCCAGUGUUCCCAUGGGUGCUUGCUGACUAUCACUCCCAGACUCUGGACCUUACCAAUCCCAGCACCUUCCGUGACUUCGCCAAGCCCAUGGGGGCGCAAACCAGAGAGAGGAAAAGGAAAUUUCUCCAGCGUUACGAAGAAGUAGAGAAGAGCGAAGGUAACCUCUCAGCCCAGUGCCAUUACUGCACCCACUACUCGUCGGCAAUUAUUGUGGCUUCCUACCUGGUUCGCAUGGAGCCUUUCAACCAGAUCUUCUGCUCGUUGCAGGGAGGCGGUUUUGAUGUUGCCGAGCGGAUGUUCCAUAGCAUGAAGAGCACCUGGGACUCGGCCUCAAGAGAUAACAUGACGGACGUGAGGGAGCUCAUCCCUGAGUUUUUUUACCUCCCCGAAUUCUUAACAAACUGCAACCAGUUUGCACUCGGAAGCUUGCAAGAUGGGACCUCGCUGGGUGACGUGCUGUUGCCACCCUGGGCAGAAGGAAGCCCUCAUAAGUUUAUCAGCUUGCACAGACAGGCACUGGAGAGCGAUUACGUCAGCAACCAUAUCCACCACUGGAUAGAUCUGAUCUUUGGCUACAAGCAACGUGGCCCAACUGCAGUGAAGGCUGUGAACGUCUUUCAUCCCUAUUUCUAUGGGGAUCAGGUGCACCCGGACAGCAUCAGCGACCCGCUCAUCAAAAACACCGUCUUGGGGUUUGUCAGCAACUUCGGACAGAUCCCAAAGCAGCUUUUCACCAAACCACACCCAGCCAGGAAUGCCUUGGGGAAGCAUACAAUGAGCAGAGACAGCAUCCUCUUCUCUCAAACAGCUAGUCAGUUGCUACCAACACUCAACCACCUGCGUAAUCUGAAGCCUUCAUCAAUUGCUGUCAAAGAGGCACCUCAAGGACCUGUGGGUCACAUUGUGUGUACUGAAAAGGGAACUUUGGCUGUGGGGGGGAACAAAAUUUUGAUCCCCCCACAGUGGAAUAAAGUGUUUUGCUGGGGUUUCGACGACUUCACCUGCUGCCUAGCUGCUUCCGGAUCAGACAAGAAGGUGACCACAUUUGAAGCCACGGCUGAUUGGGGGGUUUGCCUCUGUGCUGUGUGCCCCACACCAACGACACUCAUCACCUCUGGAAGCAGCUCUGUGUUGUGCGUCUGGGAGCUGUCUGUGGCGAGAGGUGGAGAUGCUUGCUUGAACCUGAAGCAGCCUUUGUAUGGGCACACACAGCCUGUGACCUGCUUGGCUGCCUCCACGUCCUACAGCAUCAUCGUGAGCGGAUCCGCGGACAGAUCCUGCAUCAUCUGGGACCUGAACCAGCUGACACCCAUCGCCCAGCUUCCUGCCCACGAGGCCUGCCUCUCGGCUGUUGCCAUCAAUGAUUCAACGGGUGACAUUGCCUCUUGUGCUGGGACAGCCCUCUACUUAUGGAACGUCAAUGGACAGCCUCUGGCUACAGCAACCUUCAGCCCUGGAGCCACAAUUUCGUGCUGCUGCUUCAUGGAAGUGAUGGACUGGGACGUGCAGAGCCUCAUAGUCACGGGAGACACAGGUGGGGCUGUAAAGGUCUGGAAAGUUGAAAAUAAUUCACACCCGUGCCAGGACAUUAGUAUGAGAUCACAAAAUAACUCUUCUGAAUGCCAAGGGGAAACGGGCAACAAGGUGGAGAAACCAUUCACCCUCUGCCUGGAGAUGAAUCUCAGCAUGACUCCGUCGGAGAGAACUAGCAAAACCAUUCCAGCUGUAACAGCCCUGGCGGUUUCCAGGAAUUAUUCCAAGCUCCUGGCAGGCGAUGACACAGGAAAGCUCUUCUGCUGGUCAGUAGAUGAGUAGGAAGAACCAUCGUCUGGUCCUCGAUGGCCUCACCCGGACUGUUUCAGCACAUAGAGAUGUGCAACUGUGAGAGAUGUACAGAGAAUGAUGAGCCACAAUGUCAGGCAGAGACCGAUGUAGGUCUUGGGUAUAAUCUUUGCCAUUGCCUAAGCCUAGUAUUUCAAAAUGUGGUAUGAGCCCAAAGACUUCCUCCUGACAACCAAUGCUGGAGGUUAAGGAAAUGUCUUUAUUGCCAGCAUUUAUUCUUUCCAGGAAACUUGGCAACUGCGGACCCUGGCCUGUGAACCCUCUAAAACAGGCAUGCCCAACAGGUAGAUUGUGAUCUACUGGUAGAUCACUGGACGUCUGCGCUAGAUCACUAGUAGAUCAGUGGCUCCCCCCAAAGAAGCUAAAAAACUUUGGCUCCCCUAAAAAAACUCAACACCUUUGUCCUGCACCCCUAAAAUGACCUGAACCACCAAAAACAGCGCUUUCCUUCCUAAGAAAAAAGCUCAGUCGCUUUCCUCCUUCCUAAAGAAUCUCAAGAACUUUUACGUGAAACAGGGCUUUCCUUCCUAAAAAAAAAAAAAAAAAAAACCUCAACAACUUUGAUCACUGCCAGUUUUUAACUCUGUGAGUAGAUCGCAGUCUCUUGGGAGUUGGCCACCCCUGCUCUAAAACUUACUGUAACCAUGGGGAAAGGGGGGGGGUGUUACCUCAGAUCCAACCCAGCUCCAUUUUCUCUCCCCACUGCACCCAAUUCAGUCUACAAAGGUCUGUUCAUCUAGGGCAGGCAUCCCCAAACUUAGGCCCUCCAGAUGUUUUGGACUACAAUUCCCAACUUCCCCAACCACUGGUCCUGUUAGCUAGGGAUCAUGGGAGUUGUAGGCUAAAACAUCUGGAGGGCCGCAGUUUGGGGAUGCCUGCUCUAGGGCAUGAUAAUUUUUUUGAAGUGCACUGCCAGUGUGCCCACCGGUUCCUCCUAUGGCACCCACAAAAGGCAUUGGUAAAUGCCCUCUCAAAAAAUCCACAAGGGACAAGACAGCUCUUCCUGCUGGGUUCCUGUUUGCACUGCCUUGGCCGCUCUUAAAUUGAGCAUGCCCCCUUAAACUCACUCGCAUGUGUGGAUUGGACACCCCCCUCUCCCUUCCCUUGCAAACAGAAGAGCCAUUCAAAGAGCUUCUCUCUGACCUACAUGUGCUGAUAACUGAUAGAGGUUCCUUUCCCCCAUUGAUGGAGGAGCCAUGGCCACACCAUUUGGUGGUCCUGCCUCCUCCUCUGCUCUUUUGGAUGUGGCGGCUAUUUUCAGAAGUGCUGCCAUGAUCCCCUGGCAGCCAUCCCAUGACCCUUUCCCCAAACGUGUCCAGAGCAGGUCACUUGCCCCCCCAAAAGGGUUGGUAGCCCCUGCCCUGUGAUAAAUAGUAUCAAACUUUGAUUUGGUAUGUGACUGAUCCUGCAUUUUCCUGGACCAGCUCCUUUUUCUGAUGCAAUUUGGGGGCCUGUGCUAAAGAAAAUAAAGGUUUCUGUCUACUGUGGCUGUCCAAAGGGUUUUCUUUUGUACUCGAGGCCCAGUAACACAUUAGAUCAGGCUUCCUCAACCUCAGCCCGCCAGAUGCUUUUGGCCUACAACUCCCAUGAUCCCUAGCUAGCAGGACCAGUGGUCAGGGAUGAUGGGAAUUGUAGUCUUAAAACAUCUGGAGGGCCGAGGUUGAGGAAGCCUGCAUUAGAUACUUAUUCAUGAAACAAAAGCCCAGUGGAACAUCACAUGCUCUCCCCAGAAUAUUUAUGGGGGGAAGGAUCCUACCUUCAGCAGAUCCACAGUCAACAGCCUCGUGGGUGGGUAUCAUGCCUCACCAGCUCUUUUCAUGGUUUUUUUUAUUCUGUAGCUUUAAAUCAUAGAGACUAAGGAAACCCAUGCAGGUAGGCAACUUGAGAUGGAUCAAAACACCAAACUCUGGUACUGUAAACAGACGCAGCCCUGAGCUGGAGGAACUGGUAGUACAGUGUAAUAGACAGACAAGGCACUGCCUAUGGAGUUUGCAACAAACCAUGGAGAGACAACUUACAUUGGCCAAAACCCAGAUGCCCUGUAGUAUUCAGUCGGGGCCUUUUGACCACCAUCUCCACCCUUAUCUAUGCUGGUUUUCUUACCACCAAAUGCAUUGACACCGGAUGUAUUUUGUCCUUGGUUCCAGGAAUCAAGUGACGUUUCAUUGAGGUGGGUAUUUUGGCUGUGCCCAAAGCUGCUUCCAUGCAUUUUCUCCCAUCUUUUUCACAGUCUGCAGGUGUCUUGGAAGUAAUUCUAAUUGUUUGUAAAAUACGGAACUGAUUUUCAAUGUAUUGUUUUUAUAUAUGGCGUUGUUUUUUU